UUCAUGGUUGAAAGCAUGCUAGAACCAACACCUACCCUUUACUUUCUGAAGCAUUCUAAAUUCACAAGCUCAAACUUUCAACAAGUGUCUUUUAGACCAUUUUCUACUGAAGUCCCUGAAAACACAAAACAACAAUGGGUUUUCGUCUACCUGGUAUUAGAAGGGCAUCUGCAAAUCAAGCAUCUUCAAAAGCUGUGGAGGUGCCAAAGGGCUAUCUUGCAGUCUAUGUUGGAGAAAAAAUGAAGCGGUUUGUGAUUCCAAUAUCAUACUUGACCCAACCUUCGUUCCAGGACUUGUUGAGUCAAGCUGAGGAAGAGUUUGGAUAUGAUCAUCCAAUGGGUGGUCUUACAAUUCCCUGCAGUGAAGAUUUCUUCCAAGAAAUAACUUCACGAUUGAAUAAGCUAUAAAUUUGUACUGUAGAAGACAGACGUAGAUUUGUAGAUACAUUUUGUACAAUAGGCAUCUGUCGAAUUGUUUGGAUCCCCUUUUUGAGAAAUAUGAGAAAUGAAAGAUCAUUAUAAGGACAAGUUUGUUCCAUUUUUGUUUAGUGAAAAUGAAUUCAACAAUUUAGUC
Molecule: messenger RNA, 573 nt
Organism: Vigna angularis (adzuki bean)
Lineage: Eukaryota; Viridiplantae; Streptophyta; Magnoliopsida; Fabales; Fabaceae
Product: auxin-induced protein 15A
Exons: 1
Coding region: 135-407 (90 amino acids)
Biological process (GO): response to auxin
Source: RefSeq, a predicted model, not a curated record